This is a messenger RNA of Aspergillus campestris IBT 28561, 2170 nucleotides long. Its product is annotated as amidophosphoribosyltransferase. The transcript has 4 exons. Gene Ontology annotation, biological process: purine nucleobase biosynthetic process; purine nucleotide biosynthetic process. Gene Ontology annotation, molecular function: amidophosphoribosyltransferase activity. Bases 229 to 1974 code for a protein of 581 amino acids. The record is from RefSeq and is a predicted model, not a curated record. Gene Ontology annotation, cellular component: cytoplasm. Lineage: Eukaryota; Fungi; Ascomycota; Eurotiomycetes; Eurotiales; Aspergillaceae.
UGACUUUUUUUGGUUUAUCUGUGUUUUUACAUAUCAUUCAGCCUCACUGAGGCUGUAUUUUUUUAUGAUGAAUUUCGGUUUUUUAUAGAUGUUAGACUUCCUAAGCAUUUUGCGGACACUUUCCGAUCUGACUCAAACGUGUUUUACUUGCCAUUGUAUCCAAUUCGUUGGGUGGAUAACGUGCUGACAACCAGAUUGGUCUCGCUAGAAUAACACAGACCUGUCACGAUGUGUGGAAUCAUCGCUCUGAUUCAGGCGAAUCCCUCGUCCUCCGCCGCCGUCGAUCUGCAUGAAGCCCUCUACCUCCUUCAACAUCGCGGUCAAGAUGCGGCGGGAAUCGCGACCUGUGCCGCCGGGGGUCGCAUCUACCAGCUGAAGUCCAACGGCAUGGCCGCCAAGGUCUUCAACGAUGGUGCCCGCGUCGCCGAUCUCCCCGGCUCCAUGGGUAUCGGCCAUCUCCGGUACCCGACGGCCGGGAGCAGCGCCAACGCCGAGGCUCAACCCUUCUACGUCAACAGCCCGUACGGGAUCUGUCUCGCGCACAACGGCAACCUGAUCAAUGCCCCCGAGUUGAAGCGAUACUUGGAUCUCGAGGCUCACCGUCACAUCAACACCGACAGUGACAGCGAGCUGAUGCUGAACAUCUUUGCUGAUGAGCUCAGCGAGACCAAGAAGGCUCGUGUCAACUGCGAGGAUCUCUUCUCCAGUUUGACCCGCAUGUACGAGCGCUGUGAGGGUGGCUGGGCCUGCACGGCCAUGCUGGCUGGCUUUGGUCUGUUGGGCUUCCGUGACUCGUACGGCAUCCGUCCCCUCGUCCUCGGCUCCCGGCGCGCCGUGGAAGGUGGGGGCACGGACUACAUGAUGGCCUCGGAGUCCGUGGCCUUGCAGCAGCUCGGCUUCACCAACAUCCGGGACAUCCAGCCCGGUGAGGCCGUCAUCCUGCCCAAGGGCCGCGAGCCCGUCUUCCGGCAGGUCGCCCCGAAGAAGGCCUACACGCCGGACAUCUUCGAGUACGUCUACUUUGCCCGCCCGGAUACCGUCAUCGACGGUAUCAGCGUCUACCGCAGCCGGCAGCGCAUGGGCGACCGUCUGGCCACCCGCAUCCUCAACGUGCUGGGCCCCGACGUGGUGAAGGAUAUCGACGUGGUGAUCCCCAUCCCGGAGACCUCCACCACGUCCGCCGCCGCCGUCGCCCGGUACCUCGACAAGCCCUACUGCCAGGGCUUCGUCAAGAACCGCUACGUCUUCCGCACCUUCAUCAUGCCCGAGCAGAAGACCCGCCAGCGCGGCGUCCGUCGCAAGCUCAACGCCAUGCAAGCCGAGUUCAAGGACCGAAAUGUCCUGCUCGUGGACGACAGUAUCGUGCGCGGCACCACCAGUCGCGAGAUCGUCUCCAUGGCUCGGGAGGCCGGCGCGAAGAAGGUCUACUUUGCGAGCUGCUCGCCGGAGAUCACACACGCGCACAUCUACGGUAUCGACCUGGCAUCGCCCACCGAGCUGGUGGCCCACAACCGCAGCGUCGAGUCCAUCGCCGAGCACAUCGGCGCCGACAACGUCAUCUACCAAACCCUGGAUGACCUGAAGGGCGCCUGCGCCGAGAUCGCCCAGGAGAACGGCCAGUCGGAGCCGCACGACUUCGAAGUGGGCGUGUUCUGCGGUAACUACGUCACCCCGGUGUCCGAGGGCUACUUCGAGCACCUGGAGCAGCUCCGCGGCGAGGGCCGCAAGAUCAAGGCGCUCGACAACGCCAAGGAGGCUGUCACGCACGGGUUCGCCAGCGAGAAGGACUUCCAGAUCGCCGCCAACGGCGUCAAGCUGGACCCCCGCGGCAACGUCAUCCCCGCCGCCAACCCGGGCGAGUCGCAAGUGCCCUCCGUCGGCUACAAUAGCACUGCCCAUUCUGACCACGAGGAGCCGCCCAAGAUCAAAGAUCGCAUGGACAUCAGCAUCCACAACAUCGCGGAUCACGAGUAAUCUCUUUAUUGAUUGAUACCUAUCCAUUGAUUUUGGCACCUUGGUUAGCAGGCGUUUUUGGGAGUCUAUAGGUGAUAGACAAGAAAGACCUGGGGUCUAUCUCUUGGGUGGUUUUUUGAUCUGUUUUAUGCAUAGCCGAGGAUGGAUCAUGACUUAUAGAAUAUCAAAGAAAUGAAAUGAAAUUUUUUUUUCCCUC